Molecule: messenger RNA, 1335 nt
Organism: Pelobates cultripes (western spadefoot toad)
Lineage: Eukaryota; Metazoa; Chordata; Amphibia; Anura; Pelobatidae
Source: the annotation of a GenBank genome assembly
AUGGCGUUCGGAUACAGAAGGGGCUACAUCUUCUUCCUCUGCCUCCUCAUCAUCAGGAGUGACUUUUUUAGAGAGAGGCACACGAUUCGAAGAAACAUCAGGAGGGGGGGUCACAACAAGAGGCACACGGGAGAAAAGGAAAGGCCGAUUGCCCCAAUCCAGACGCAAUCUCUGAUACACAACAUCUCAGGUAGGCCUUUAGUACCUACAAAAGAGGGAACUCUGAAUAAGGGAUUAUCCUUUAUUCCUACACCAAACGUAGAAUGGCACCAAUAUGAUGUGAGCUUAUAUAAAUUUUUCAGACAACUUAAAUUACGUGCAUUUUUUUCCACAGAACAUACGACUACUCUCUCUAGCAAUAGAAGUAUUCAACACACACAGGGAAUCCAACAUGUGGAAGAAAACAUGGUGGGACACAACACCUCACAGAAUGAUCCUGAUGGGGUUCUACCGCUUGAGACAGGUUUGAUACCUAAAAGCACUUUUACACCACACAAUGUUAAUGCAUCAAUUGACUUAUUCACCAAUCUUGUGAAAAAGGAUGUUUACAAACUUAGGAGGAAACAUCAACAUACACAUAAACAUAGACAGCAGACUAUAAAUUUCACUAAACAAGAUUGGGCGAAUAUUAACAAUUUAAAAAAAGAUACAUCUAUUAUCAUUAAACCAGCAGAUAAGGGAGGAGCAUUGGUGAUUAUGGAUCGUACUUAUUACGUGGGAGAAAUUGAGACGCAACUAAAGGACAACACUAAUUACCUGGUUAUUAGUCAGGAUCCUACGCACAAUCUUAAGCAUACAUUAGACAGGCUCAAUCAAUGGGCACUGUCGAGAGGUAUUAUUUCAGAUGGAGAAUAUAGAUACAUGAACCUUAAAUACCCUAGGAUUCCAGUUUUCUAUACUCUCCCAAAAAUCCAUAAGAAUCCGCUCUUCCCUCCAGGUAGACCAAUAGUUAGUGGGACUGGUUCUAUAUUUCAACAUCCGGCAGAGAUUCUAGACAAGUUUCUGAUAAAAUAUGUUCCGUCCCAAAAAUCAUAUCUCAAAGACACUACUACCUUUCUUAAAUUAUUAGUAGAUGUACAGAUCCUGCCAGGUGAAUUUUGGUUGGUGACUAUGGAUGUACAGUCACUGUACACGUCUAUAGACCAUAACAGAGGAAUAGAGGCAGUUGACUGGACAUUGGAUAAGGACCCCAAUCUUACCCAACAGAGUGAUACUAGAAAGUACAUCAGGGAGUUACUGACCUUUAUACUAACAGAGAACUAUUUCCUUUUUAGGGAUAAAUAUUAUAAACAAAUUAAAGGAACAGCUAUGGGCUCGAAUGUCGCUCCAACAUAA